Molecule: messenger RNA, 1782 nt
Organism: Juglans regia (Persian walnut)
Lineage: Eukaryota; Viridiplantae; Streptophyta; Magnoliopsida; Fagales; Juglandaceae
Product: putative E3 ubiquitin-protein ligase XBAT31
Exons: 8
Coding region: 206-1549 (447 amino acids)
Molecular function (GO): protein binding
Source: RefSeq, a predicted model, not a curated record
CUCUCUCUCUAAAGAGACUGGAGGCUCUCUUCGUUUGCAGGACUUAUAAAUGUGAGCUUUAUACAGAGAUAGCAAACGAGGCCACCACCUCUGAAGGAACGUGGAGCAACUUAGAGGUGGAGCGCCUCUCCGGUGAUCGUCAGUAAAAUGCGCUCACAAGUAUAGAUAUAUAGAGAGAGAUAGAGAGGGAGGGAGAGAGAGGAAUAUGGGUCAGGGACUGAGUUGCGCAGAGAGUCACGAGCACGGGCUCUUCAGGGCAGUGCUAGCCGGGGACUUGAAAACUGUGGAGGCUCUACUGGAGAGAAACCCGGCUCUCUUGCACCACGCCACCGUCUAUGAUCGCCACUCUGCGCUUCACGCAGCGGCCGCCAAUGGCCAGAUCGAGAUAUUGUCCAUGCUUUUGGAUCGAUCUGUAAAUCCAGACGCGUUGAAUCGUCAAAAGCAGACUCCGCUUAUGUUAGCUGUAAUGCACGGCAAUAACUCAUGCGUAAGAAGGCUCCUUGAAGCUGGAGCUAAUAUAUUGAUGUUUGAUUCCCUUAACGGAAGAACCUGUUUGCACUAUGCUGCUUACUACGGCCACGCCGAUUGCCUUCAAGCAAUUCUUUCUGCUGCUCAAUCUAGUACAGUUGCUGUUUCUUGGGGAUUUGCACGGUUUGUGAAUAUUAGAGAUGCUAGGGGAGCAACACCACUGCACUUAGCAGCUCGUCGAAGACGGCCUGAAUGUGUACAUAUUCUGCUAGACAAUGGAGCUCUUGUUUGUGCUUCCACCGGCGGAUACGGCUUCCCGGGAAGUACUCCUCUUCAUCUUGCUGCCAGAGGGGGAUCUCUUGAUUGCAUCCGUGAGUUGUUAGCAUGGGGUGCGGAUCGUUUUCAAAGAGAUGCAUCUGGGAGGAUACCGUAUGUGGUUGCUUUGAAGCGCAAGCAUGGAGCAUGUGCAGCCUUGCUAAAUCCUUCAUCCACAGAGCCUCUUGUCUGGCCAUCACCUUUGAAGUUCAUCGGUGAGCUUAAUCAGGAGGCUAAAGCUCUGUUAGAACAGGCCUUGAUGGAGGCAAACAAAGAGAGGGAGAAGACCAUCUUAAAGGGAACUGCAUACUCUCUUCCGUCUCCAUCUUCAUCUCAUUCUGAUAUUGGGGUGGAGGACAACAUUUCUGAGGUCAGCGAUACCGAGCUAUGCUGCAUAUGCUUUGAGCAGGUGUGCACAAUUGAAGUCCAAGAUUGUGGACACCAAAUGUGUGCACAUUGCACUCUAGCGCUUUGCUGCCACAACAAACCCAACCCAACCACAGCAUGCCUAAGCCCACCAGUUUGCCCAUUUUGCCGAAGCACAAUUGCCAGACUGGUAGUUGCAAAGAUAAAAAGUUAUGAAGACACUGAGCACAGUAUCGGUGAUAUGAGUUCUUCCAAGUUGAGAAGGUCAAGGAUGUCCCAGAACUUAAGUGAGGGAAGCAGCAGCUUUAAGGGCUUAGCCUCAUUGGGGUCAAUCGGAAAGAUGGGUGGCAGGAACUCUGGACGGAUUGCUGCUGAAAAUGAGUGGGUUGAUAAGCCUUGAUGUUGGCAGGAUUUUUUUUGCAAUCAAAAGAUUUCAUUUGGCGAUCAACGCCAUCACUACCGGAUCCAUUCGUAUGUAUAGAUAGAAAUCCAUAUGUUUUUGUAGUUUUGGGAAAUAAGCAAAGUGAGUUGCAGUUUGGGUUGGGUAAGGCUUUGUUGUGUGGGUCAAGUUGUAAUAUUUCUAUUACUUGGGAUUGAAGAAGUAUCGAUGAUCUUUGAGAGGGGUCUCCCUAA